This is a messenger RNA of Gekko japonicus, 737 nucleotides long. RefSeq names its product transcription factor COE3-like. The annotation marks the transcript as partial. NCBI's taxonomy places the organism in Eukaryota, Metazoa, Chordata, Lepidosauria, Squamata, Gekkonidae. Gene Ontology annotation, biological process: regulation of transcription by RNA polymerase II. The transcript has 6 exons. The record is from RefSeq and is a predicted model, not a curated record. Gene Ontology annotation, molecular function: DNA-binding transcription factor activity, RNA polymerase II-specific; RNA polymerase II cis-regulatory region sequence-specific DNA binding.
CCCUGAAUGAGCCAACCAUCGACUACGGAUUCCAGCGCUUGCAGAAAGUGAUCCCGCGACACCCCGGUGACCCCGAGCGCUUACCCAAGGAAGUGCUACUCAAGAGGGCGGCCGACCUGGUGGAAGCGUUGUAUGGAAUGCCACACAAUAACCAGGAUAUCAUCCUGAAACGGGCAGCCGACAUUGCCGAGGCCCUGUAUAGUGUCCCACGCAACCCCAACCAGCUGACCUCCCUGGCCGGGAACCACGCCCACUCCGGCAUGAUGGGCGUCAACUCCUUCGGGAGCCAGUUGGCCAUCAACAUCAGCGACUCCCAGGGCUCAGAGCAAGGAUACUCGCGCAACACGAGCAGCGUCUCCCCGCGAGGCUACGUGCCCAGCUCCACCCCGCAGCAGAGCAGCUACAGCACCAUCACCUCCAGCAUGAACGGUUACGCGGGCGCCGCCAUGACCAGCCUCGGGGUGCCCGGGUCGCCCAGCUUCCUCAACGGCUCCACCGCCAACUCUCCCUAUGCCAUCAUGCCCUCCAGCCCACCCCUGGGUGCCUCCUCCAUCGCCAGCUCCUCCACGCCAGCGGGCGUCUUCUCCUUCUCGCCCGUCAACAUGAUCUCCGCCGUCAAGCAGAAAAGCGCCUUUGCUCCCGUGGUCCGGCCGCAAGCCUCCCCGCCCCCGACCUGCACCAGCGCCAACGGGAACAGCCUCCAAGCCUUGACGGGUCUCAUCGUACCGCCCAUGUGA